AUGAUUUUUAUUCACCCAGCUGAACCGCAGCCAGUGCAAGAUGAACUACCCCCUGCAGAUGGAGAUUCAGAAGCUGAUGGGGAGGAGGGCGGAGCGCAGGAGCUCACUGGGCUCUUCGUCGAGAAGCCACCGCUGGAAGUCACCGCUGUUGCAGGUUCGGAUAUUACCUUCAUUGCCAAGGUUGACUCCACCACCCUGACAAGAAAACCCACCAUGAAAUGGCUGAAGGGCAAGUGGAUGGAUCUUGGCAGCAAGGCCGGAAAACACAUGCAGUUCAAAGAAACAUACGACAGGAAUACCAAGAUCUAUACUUAUGAGAUGAAGAUCAUCAAAGUGGUGGCUGGAGAUGCUGGAGGCUACAGGUGCGAGGUGUCGGCAAAAGACAAGUGUGACAGCUCCACCUUUGAGAUCUCUGUUGAGGCUGCGCAGCAGGAGGCCCCGGCUGAUAUUUUGUCUUCCUUCAAGAGAGCGGAUGCUGGAGAGGAUGAGGGAGAUCUGGAUUUCAGUGCUCUGCUGAAAGCCGCGAAGAAGAAGAAGAGGCCUGAAAAAGAGGAACCAGCAGUCGACGUAUGGGAAUUGCUUAAGAAUGCCCAUCCGAGCGAGUAUGAGAAAAUCGCCUUUGAGCAUGGCAUCACUGACCUGAGGGGCAUGUUGAAACGUCUCAAGAAGAUGAAGGUGGUCGAGCCCAAGCAUAGCGAGGCUUUCCUGAAAAGGCUUGAUUCUUGCUACUCGGUGGAAAAGGGCAAGAAGAUUGUCCUGAGGUGUGAGGUGGUCGAUCCCGACGUCCAGGUCAAAUGGUUGAAGAAUGGCCAGGAGAUCAAACCCUCAGCCAAGUACGUCAUGGAGUCAUUGGGGAAUGUCAGAACACUUACCAUCAACAGGACGAGCCUGGCUGAUGAUGCUGCCUAUGAGUGUGUGGUUGGCGAGGACAAGUGCUUCACAGAGGUGUUUGUCAAAGAGCCCCCUGUGACCAUCACCAAGCUGAUGGAUGACUAUCACGUGGUGGUUGGAGAGAGAGUGGAGUUUGAGAUCGAAGUGUCAGAGGAGGGAGCCCACGUCAUGUGGUACUUUGAGGAUGUGGAGCUUCACAAAGACAAAGACUCAAAGUUCCGCUUCAAGAAAGAUGGAAAGAAGCACUGGCUUAUCAUCCAGGAGGCUACGCUGGAGGACAUUGGAAUGUACCAUGCCUGGACAAAUGGGGGGCACACCAAGGGAGAGCUGGAGGUGGAAGAAAAACAACUGGAGGUGUUGCAGGACAUUGCUGAUCUGACAGUCAGGGCGACAGACCAGGCUAUGUUCAAGUGUGAGGUGUCUGAUGACAAGGUCACAGGAAAGUGGUUUAAAGACGGAGUGGAGGUCUUGCCAUCCGACCGCAUCAAAAUGAGUCACAUUGGAAGGUUUCAUCGACUGAUUAUUGAUGAUGUGAAACCAGAGGAUGCUGGAGACUACACAUUUGUCCCUGAUGGAUACGCUCUGUCACUUUCUGCCAAACUCAACUUCUUGGAUCCUCCAAAGAUCCACCUGGACACCACCGGAAACAUGGUCUCCCAAAACACCAUCAUUGUGGUGGCAGGCAACAAGCUCCGUCUGGAUGUGGAGAUCACAGGAGAGCCAGCACCUACCUGUGUUUGGUCUAAAGGAGAGCAAGCAAUUACAGCAACAGAGGGGCGCAUAAGGGUGGAGGCCAGGAAAGACCUGAGCUGCUUCGUGAUUGAGGGGGCGGAGAGGGAGGAUGAGGGUAACUACACCAUCUGUGUCACCAACCCUGCUGGAGAGGACAAGGCCAUGCUGUUUGUGAAGAUUGUGGAUGUGCCUGACCCCCCUGAGGAUGUCAGAUGCUUAUCAGUGGGAGAGGACUGUGCCAACAUCGUUUGGGAGGCUCCCAAAUUUGAUGGCGGUGCAAAACUCAAAGGUUAUCUCAUGGAGAGGAAGAAGAAAGGCUCCUCCAGAUGGACAAAGCUCAACUUUGACGUAUAUGAAUCGACUACAUAUGAGGCUAAGAGGAUGAUUGAAGGUGUUAUGUAUGAGAUGAGGGUGUAUGCUAUCAACAGCAUUGGCAUGUCUCCGCCAAGUAUCAGCUCUAAGCCCUUCAUGCCUAUUGCUCCAACCAGUGAGCCAACACGUCUAUCAGUGCAUGAUGUGACUGACAACUCAUGCUCCCUGAAGUGGCUCGCCCCAGAGAAGAUCGGAGCUGGAGGCCUGGAUGGCUACGUUAUUGAAUACUGCAAGGAAGGAGACACUGAGUGGGUGGUGGCAAACCAGGAACUUUGUGAGAGGCAGGGAUUUGUGGUGCGUGGCCUCCCCGUGGGAGAGAAGAUCAACUUCAGGGUGGUGGCAGUAAACAUCGCUGGACGCAGUCCUCCAGCUACGCUGGGACAGCCCGUCACCAUCCGUGAAAUCAUGGAGCAUCCUAAGAUCCGCCUCCCUCGUGACCUGAGAACAAAGUACAUCAGGAAAGUAGGAGAAAAGAUCAACUUGACUGUCCCCUUCCAGGGUAAGCCACGCCCUGUCGCAACCUGGUUCAAGGACGGUAAACCCCUCGACGAAAAGAUGGUCAGUGUCCGUAACUCAAACGUGGACAGCAUCCUCUUCAUCCGCUCGGCUGAGAGAGAGCACUCUGGAACAUAUGAGCUGGUGCUAAAGAUCGAGAACAUGGAGGACAGAGCCAACGUCGUCAUCAGGAUUGUUGAUAAACCUGGACCUCCUAUGAACGUGAAGGUGACAGAUGUCUGGGGCUUCAAUGCAGCACUGGAGUGGGAUCCCCCCAAGGACGACGGCAACACUGAGAUCACUGGAUACACCAUCCAGAAGGCAGACAUGAAGACUAAGGACUGGUUCACUGUUUAUGAGCACAACAGACGGACAAACUGCACAGCUUCAGAUCUGAUCAUGGGCAACGAGUACAUGUUCCGCGUCUACAGUGAAAACCUCUGCGGCCUGAGCGAGGAGCCGCGUAUGGCCAAGAACACUGCCGUCAUUGCCAAGACAGGCCUGGAGCACAAACAAAAGGGCUUCAAGGAGAAAGACAUGAGCUGUGUGCCCAAGUUUACUCAGCCCCUGGUUGACAGAACUGUGGUGGCUGGUUACAGCACCGCCAUCAGCUGUGCCGUCAAAGGCAACCCCAAGCCUAAAAUUGUCUGGAUGAAGAACAAGAUGAUCAUCGGUGAGGAUCCCAAGUUCUUGAUGCGUAACAACCAGGGAGUCCUGACCCUCAACAUUCGCAAGCCAGGCACCUUUGACGGAGGCAGAUACACCUGCAAGGCUGUCAAUGAGCUGGGCACGGACGAAGUGGAGUGCCAGCUGGACGUCCGACUUGCCAAAGACCUGGAGCCGAAGUGAGAAACCAAACAGCAAAGAAUGUGAAAUGAUGUGAGCCAAACAGUGAAUGAAAACAGUGAAUACCAGUAUGUAAAGGACACACUGUCAAGAGUGGAUCUAAUAAAAUC
This is a messenger RNA of Centropristis striata (black sea bass), 3446 nucleotides long. RefSeq names its product myosin binding protein Cb (gene mybpc2b). Bases 1 to 3339 code for a protein of 1112 amino acids. The record is from RefSeq and is a predicted model, not a curated record. Lineage: Eukaryota; Metazoa; Chordata; Actinopteri; Perciformes; Serranidae. The transcript has 28 exons. Gene Ontology annotation, molecular function: protein binding.